CACCCCUCCUCUCAACACUCCAUACACAUCAUGGUUCUCCCCCGAUCUGCCAUGCGCGGCUUCUCAGCUGCCCGUCUCUUCCGCUCUUCCGUCCGUCCUGCCACCCGUGCUGUUGCGCGUAGAGGUUACGCCAGCGGUCACGGCCACUCGGCUCCCAGCAGCGACUUGCCAUGGAUCAUCGGCUCUGUCGGUAUUACCGUUCCCGGCGCCUGGUACCUCUGGCCCGAUUCGUCCCACGGUGACACUCAUGGUCCCGGUGAGGCUCACGCCAAGCACCUCGAGGAGCACCCUGAGAUUGCAGAGCCCGAGGAGCAGGAAGAGGAGGAGGAGAAGUCCGAGGAGCAACCUAAGGAAGAGUCCAAGGAUGAUGAGUCCAAGGAUGACGAGUCCAAGGAUGAGCCCAAGGAGGAGUCCAAGGGUGGUGCCCUGAAGGAUGGCGAGGGCGAGGCUGUCCAAGCACCUCCUCAGUCCGGUCACGAGCCCGAAGAGGGAGAGUCCAAGUCGAAGCGUACCACCGAUGGCGCCAACAUGCCCGAGAGCAAGGGUGACGUCGAGGGCGUCAGCUUCAAGGGCCCCACCAGCGAGGGUGACUCGGACAACAAGAUGCCCGACGAGCGCAAGCGCGAGCCUGACGGCAAGGGUGCCUUUAAGAAGCGCAUCGACUCUGGCUACGGCAAGAAUCUCGGCGAAGGUCCUGAGUUCAGAUCUGAUGGCUCCACAAGCGCUGCCACCGCAAAGACCACCUCUACCGGUGGCCAGGGCGAUAUCUCUACUAAGCAGGCCGGUCUCUCCUCUACGCCCACGCGCCACAGUACCGAUAUCACCAAAGACCCCGAGAUGUCCAAGAAGGGUGAGGGAGCCCCUGAGACCGCCAAAUCACAAGGCACUGUCUCCGUGGGACGACCUACUCCUGAGAACCAGAUUGGGGAGAAGAAGGGUGAGACCAAGGAGAACACCCCCACCGAGUCCAAGGACGAGUAAAUUAGAAACAUCGCGAGUCUUUCCUAAUAUGUUCUAUCUGACCUACGACCACGAAGGUAACGAAAGCAACACCCACAUUUGCGAACUUUUGUACAUAUGGAAAAAUGUAACAUUACCGCCAAUGGGCAUGAGUUCUGCCUCCACUUCAACAAACUACUCUUCCUGCGGGAAAUUCAGAUGCGACGAAAGCUUGCGGAAGCUGUAGAAGAUAACACUUGGUGACUGGAAGAUCUCGAUCGAGCUGCAUGCAAAGGCGACGGGGAAGUACAUUGGGAUACUGGUGCUGAUGUUCAUGUUGAUGUGAAGCCUCAAAAGCUGAUGAGAUGUGAUGCUGAAAUUUGCCAAGUCCAAGAUUCUGAGCGGACAACCCUGACUACGAUUUUCAAUCUCCAAAUAUUGUAAAGAAACUCGUUUGUCCUUCCCAACCUUGCAUCCAGAGCAUAACUA
Molecule: messenger RNA, 1428 nt
Organism: Aureobasidium subglaciale EXF-2481
Lineage: Eukaryota; Fungi; Ascomycota; Dothideomycetes; Dothideales; Saccotheciaceae
Exons: 5
Coding region: 31-981 (316 amino acids)
Source: RefSeq, a predicted model, not a curated record